Messenger RNA from Stegodyphus dumicola, 1242 nucleotides. Its product is annotated as ankyrin repeat domain-containing protein 40-like. The record is from RefSeq and is a predicted model, not a curated record. Gene Ontology annotation, molecular function: protein binding. NCBI's taxonomy places the organism in Eukaryota, Metazoa, Arthropoda, Arachnida, Araneae, Eresidae.
GUUAUCAAGUAAAUAAUGCAUCUUCGAAGUAUGUAUAAUGUUGAAAUUAACGGUGACAAGCGUAGCGAAGAAUUGUUACGCGAAGCAUCUGCGUACGGAGAUGAGGAUAGCGUGAGAUCUUUCAUAGAGAAUGGUACUGACGUAAACGCUCAACAUAAUGUGAAUGGAUGGACUGCUUUGCAUUGGGCUGCUAAAAGAGGUCAUUCUUCUGUUGUUCGCUAUCUACUAUCUCGUGGUGCUGAUCCAACAUUGACAUCUGUUUAUGGAGAAACUGCCUUAUCAUUAGCAAAGAAAGAUGAUAUAAGACAAAUAUUAUCACUGGAUAAUGAUGAAAGUUCAGAAUUUCAAAGUAAUCCUCUCCCUAUAACACCUAACUACUUAGCCAAUCCACCAUUAGUAGAAAAAGUCAUAAUGCAAAAUUCGCACAAUUUAGAAGAUACUUACAAUUCAAGUAAUGCAUCUAACAGGUGUUUAAAACGAGACUGUGAUGAAGAAUUAGUUUUGAAGGUUCGAACAUCUGAUCCACCAAAUCAAGAUUUUAUUGAGAUUGAAAUUCCACUGAAGAAUUUAUCAUAUGAAAAUGUGUUCAGAAUUUGCUGUGAGGAGUUAAAUGUAUUACCAAAUAAUGUUCUGAAAUUCAGAAAACUUCCUAAUACAGUUGUUCGGAAAGAUAAAGAUGUCAUGCGGUUCUGCAAUUUCCAAGAACUGGAACUAGUCUUAAAUUCAUCUGCUACAACUGUAAAAUCACCAUGCUUGUCAAAGUCACCAGCGCAGCCAGUAAUUAAUGGGACUAUAAAUAAUAACUCUUCUUAUACUUCUAACACUUUUAUAAAAAAAUCAAAUUACUGCAAAAAUGGCACAAUUUUAUAUUAAUGAAAUUAACAGCAAAAUGUUGCCUUGUUCUUAGUUGCACACUUAUUUUCCACAUAUUAUAAAGUUGCAAAAUCAUUUUUGAAAGCAAGUUUAUAACGAAAACCAUAGAAGUAGCAUUACUAUUAGAUCUACAAUAGAAAUACAAGAACAUUGUAAUGAAAUAAUAAACUUUACAAUCUACGUGAAUUGCGUUAAGCAAAUUUCUGCUCACUAAAAUGUGUAUAUUUACGAGAAGCAUAACUUUAGAACAAUGACAGGAUGCAGCUCUUUUGAAUAUUUUCCUUUUCAUAUGUAUUGCUGAUGUUUCAUAGAAAAUGUGAUAUUUUUAAUUCUAGUCUCUUGUUUGAAUAAACUGUUUUUAUACAACAA